Messenger RNA from Fimicolochytrium jonesii, 1725 nucleotides. RefSeq lists its product as uncharacterized. Lineage: Eukaryota; Fungi; Chytridiomycota; Chytridiomycetes; Spizellomycetales; Powellomycetaceae. The coding region runs from base 1 to 1725 and encodes 574 amino acids. The record is from RefSeq and is a predicted model, not a curated record. The transcript has 2 exons.
AUGGCACCGGCUCAAAUCCACCCACCCGCCGCAUUCCCACCGAAAGCACACUCACCCAGCUCAAGCCGGUUUGUUUUGGACGGCAUGCACGACUACGAUGACGAACCCCUUCCAAACCCCAUCAUGCCAUCCUCUUCUCAGUACCCUUCACCCCAAUCCGGUAUCACGUCUCACUCAAUCCGUGCCCACGCUGUCGACCACGUCAACGACGGUUCCUCGUCCUCAGACGAAGACAGCGCGAGGCCUGUACUCCACAACAGCGCGCCGCACAAUCCUCCACCCCUUCUCACGGCUGCAAAGACGUCGCCGGCCCAAACCCAUGUUCGAACCGUCGUAUACCCACGCAAACCACACCUAGAACCACGCGAUUUUCACAAAGACGCGGACUACGAUAACGGCAUGCCAUCCCAACUGAAUGGACCCGGUCACACCCCUCUACGCCGCUCACUCACACCGACCCAGAUCCGUCUCUCGGCUCCAGACCCACGCAUCUCGGACCCACCCGAUUCCCCCCGCCUUACCAGCCAGCACAGAGUCGAAUACAGCUCCUCAUCGUCAAACGACGCCCCAGUUCACGCCCCCUCUCACCAACCCCCCGCCAACGACCUGGUCCAGCGACACGUUGGCGCGCGGAUGUAUUCGACCCCCGUCGCGGGGACGGGGAUGUGGGCUUAUUCGUUUGCGGAUGUCUUGUUGAGUGGUGAGGAGGAGGAGUGUGAAGACGAGGAGGAUGAGGAGUUGGCGAGGGCGGAGCGGGAGGGUAGGCGAGAAGGCGUUGUUCUGGUUCGUGGGACGGACGAUCCGGGGCGUGAUCAGCCCAUCAUCACCGGAGUGAACACCGACCCCAUCCAACCCCAAAAACGCAAGCGCCGCUACUCCCCACCCCCGCUAGACUCCGACUCGGCCGACGCCGACUUUGCGCCUCGACCAGGAGACGACGACGAUGAUGACGAGCCGAGCGAGGAUCCUGCUUACAAUGACUGGAGGGGGAGCAGGAAACGGAGGACGGGGGGUCCGCCCAUGUCCACGCCGAUGCAGAUGCAGAAAGGUUCCACACACACGCCUGCCGCGAGAGCGAGCCCCCCGAAUGUGAACACUGGGCGCGAUACCUUGAUGAAGAGCAGGGCGACGGGACCGGUUGGGUCUCCGCAGACGAGGCGACGGGUCGUCGAUGUGGGGAUCAAGGACGAUCGUAGGAAAUCCCACCACUGCGCGGGGGCGGGCGAUGGGAACUCGGCUGUCGUGGAUGACACUCCCCGAGUGAAAACACGUGUGCCUGGCUAUAAGAACCCCCUCUUUAUGCAACCCGCUCACAGGAAAGCGAAGACCGUCAUCGACCUGACUGAGCCCGACCCGGAUGUGAGCGAGGAUGAUGCGCGUAGGAAGAGGGUGGAUAAGUGGGUUAAGGAUGAGGACGGUGUGAUUGAUGUGGAUGAUUCGGAUUCGCGGCAGGUGAAGGACGAAGCGCGUAUGAAGGGGAGACAGGCGCCGAAGAAGGAGGUGGCUGGGAAGGUGGUGGGUGAGAGUAGUGGGUGGGGGAGGAGGCACCGAGCCUGGUCCACCGCCGAAGACGCCGUCCUCCGCGACAUCUGCCGCCCGACCAACCGCCGCGACAAGACAUGGAGUGCGCUCGCGUCAGAGCUCAACAACCACUUUGGGCGAAACGCUCCUAUGCUGCGGUCGAGGUGGGAAAGGAUGUGCGCCAAUGGAACGGCGACGAGAUGA